Salvia miltiorrhiza (redroot sage) is the source of this 1399-nucleotide messenger RNA. RefSeq names its product trihelix transcription factor GT-3b-like. The record is from RefSeq and is a predicted model, not a curated record. Bases 177 to 1139 code for a protein of 320 amino acids. NCBI's taxonomy places the organism in Eukaryota, Viridiplantae, Streptophyta, Magnoliopsida, Lamiales, Lamiaceae. The transcript has 2 exons.
AAAACAUUCAUUCCUUUUUCCAAAAAUCAUAAAUGCAAUUAAAAAAAGAAAAAAAAAAAGAAAGAGAGUGUGUUUGGUGAAGUCGAAAAUUGGAGUCCAAAACCGCAAUAAAAACAUGGUAGUAGUACACUAGAUUUCUUCACUGAUAAAACCUUAAAAUCCUCAAAAAAGUCACCAUGUACGGCACCGCUGGAGAUGUCAGCAGCCACCUCCGCCUCCUCCCAAGCAGCAGCAGCGCCGGCGCCGGCGCAGGAACUCCCACCAUUACUUACCACCACCAGCUUAUGAUCCCCCUUCCGCCACCUUUCGAUGAUGAGUUCCCGAGGAGAGACGAGAGGCUGCCGCAUUGGAGCAACCAAGAAACGAGGGACUUGAUUGAAAUGAGGGCUCAGGUUGAAUGGGGCUUCACGGCGCCCCAGAGGAACCGGAAUUUGUGGGAAAUGGUUGCACACAGGAUGAGGGACAAGGGUUACUGGAGGACUGCUGAUCAGUGCAAAUGGAAGUGGAAAAAUCUUGUUAGUAGAUACAAGGGGCAAGAACCAUCUGAUAUGGAUACUGUUCAACCAUUUUUCAAUGAACUGCAUGCAGUGUUUACUGCAAGGGCAAACAGACUGCAGCAAUCUCAGGCCGAAGCUGUGACUGUCGUUGCCAAAGGAAGGAGGCUUAACGAUGCUUCAGAGGAUCAAUCCAACGAAGAAUUCACAGAAAAGCAAGAAGCUGAAGAAGAGGUUGAAGUUGAUCAUCAGGCUGGGAAAGGAAGUGCUGUCCCAAAACAAAAAGCUGGCAGAGAGAAACGCCAAAAGACAAGAGAGGAGGACUACCCAGCGCAGCCUGUUGCAAAUGUGAACAAGAAUGAGAGGGUUGGCCUUCGAGAGAUAAUGAGGAAUUUCAUGCAGCAGCAACAGAUAAUCGAUAUGCAGUGGAGGGCGUCAAUGGAGAAGCGUGCUGAAGAGAGGGAGCGGUUUGAGCAGGAAUGGCAACAGAAGAUGGAGAUUCUCGAAAAAGAGAGGCUGAUGAUGGAACAAGCUUGGAGAGAGAGGGAAGAAGAGCGGAGACUGAGAGAAGAGAGACGAGCUGAACAAAGGGAUGCUUUGCUAACAACACUGUUGAACAAGCUCAUCCAUGAGGAGACUACUUAGCAUUGAUCUUAGACGAAUUUCUUCCGGUUUGACAUCCCAUUUUUCAAUUGCUUAUAUCAUGGGAUCAUAUAUUCACAGGCAGUCAAAAAGAGAGAAACAUCAGAUAAAUCAUUGGGUAGGAACUGCUUUUCUAGCUAUCUACAGACUACAGUUAUAGAAACUCUGCUCUCUUGUUUUCUACAUGUUUUAGGUUAUUGGAAACAUAUCAAUCUCUGUUAGGUUUUGAAUAUUAUGGCAGCAUAUCGAUCUUUGUUCCUGUA